This is a messenger RNA of Erigeron canadensis, 330 nucleotides long. RefSeq lists its product as uncharacterized. NCBI's taxonomy places the organism in Eukaryota, Viridiplantae, Streptophyta, Magnoliopsida, Asterales, Asteraceae. The transcript is spliced from 6 exons. The coding region runs from base 1 to 330 and encodes 109 amino acids. The record is from RefSeq and is a predicted model, not a curated record. Gene Ontology annotation, molecular function: protein phosphatase inhibitor activity. Gene Ontology annotation, cellular component: cytoplasm.
AUGGCAGAUAAAGAUGAGACGCCCAUGCCUUCUGCAGGAAAAGAGGAAGAAGUCAUCAAAAAGAAGUAUGGAGGUCUCGUGCCAAAAAAGCCCCCACUCAUUUCCAAGGAUCAUGAACGGGCUUAUUUUGAUUCAGCUGAUUGGGCUCUAGGCAAGCAAGGUGCAGAUAAGCCGAAAGGACCACUAGAGGCUCUCCGACCUAAAUUACAGCCUACUCAUCAGCAAACACGAUAUCGGAAAUCUCCUUGUGCCCCGACUGAUGGAGAAGAUGCAAGUAACUCGCCUCCUGGAGAUGCAGCUGCACACGAAUGUAAAAGCGGCAAUGUUUGA